AGUCUUGGGUGAGAUUUGGCGCUAUAAGCCUGUGGAAACGGGUCUCAGACGCUCUUUUCACAAGAUGGCGCCGAAAGCGAAGAAGGAAGCUCCUGCCCCUCCCAAAGCGGAAGCCAAAGCAAAGGCAUUGAAGGCCAAGAAGGCAGUGCUAAAAGGCAUCCACAGCCACAAAAAAAAGAAGAUCCGUACAUCACCCACCUUCCGGCGGCCAAAGACUCUGAGACUCCGGAGGCAGCCCAAAUAUCCUCGGAAGAGCGCCCCCAGGAGAAACAAGCUUGACCACUAUGCCAUCAUCAAGUUCCCCCUGACCACGGAGUCUGCCAUGAAGAAGAUAGAAGACAACAACACACUUGUGUUCAUUGUGGAUGUCAAAGCUAACAAGCACCAGAUCAAACAGGCUGUGAAGAAGCUUUAUGACAUUGAUGUGGCCAAGGUCAACACCCUGAUCAGGCCUGAUGGUGAGAAGAAGGCAUAUGUUCGACUGGCUCCUGAUUAUGAUGCUUUGGAUGUUGCCAACAAAAUUGGGAUCAUCUAAACCAAGUCCAGCUGGCCAAUUCUAAAUAUAUAACUUUUCACCAUAUUUAUGCCUCUUGUCAGUUUCUGGUUGGGGGGAGUCCAGUCUGUGGUAUACACAGAUACUGAGGUGUUUUUUUUUUUAGAGACAGAGUCUCACUUUAUGGCCCAUGGUACAUGCCAUGGCAUUACAGCUCACAGCAACUUGCAGCUCUUGGGCUUAGGCGAUUUUCUUGCCUCAGCCUCCUGAGUAGCUGAGACUACAGGUGUCCACCACAAUGCCCGGCUAUGAUACUGAGGUUGUUAAAGGGGCUUGGGCAAGACUUAUUCUACUUGCCCUCUUGUAAAACACCUUAUCACUCCACCACCCCUGGUGGCAGGAGCUCAGGUAGGAGACACCUUUGUGACUCAGAAAAAACUACAGCUUGCCUCAGCAUAGAAGCGAAAGAACAAGCACCUUUACGAGAACCCCUUUUAUCCUUGGAAGGGGCUGUAAGUGAAACCAGUGCCCAAAGUCUGCUGGUGAGGAAGGGUCAUCUGAGAGUUCAUUAGCAUCCAUUUCAGGGCAAUGUUAGCUGGCUUUCUGUUACCACCUUGUCUUCACACACCCAUCUAUGUCCAACCGGUCUGUCUGCUUCCCUCACCCCUUGCCCAAGAAAGGACAAGGACUUCA
Molecule: messenger RNA, 1186 nt
Organism: Nycticebus coucang (slow loris)
Lineage: Eukaryota; Metazoa; Chordata; Mammalia; Primates; Lorisidae
Gene: RPL23A
Product: ribosomal protein L23a
Exons: 5
Coding region: 65-535 (156 amino acids)
Biological process (GO): ribosomal large subunit assembly; translation
Cellular component (GO): ribosome; cytosolic large ribosomal subunit
Molecular function (GO): rRNA binding; structural constituent of ribosome
Source: RefSeq, a predicted model, not a curated record